AUUUUCUUCUUGUCUAUAUAUAUAUAACAACCUUAUUGUAUACUUUUCUUCUUUUUUCUUUCUCUUUCUUUCUUUUUUCUCUUUUUCUGAAUAAUGCCAAUUGCAACAAGGCCUUCUCCACUCAUCACACCUGCAAAAUUAGCACCCAACAUUGAGCUUGCCACAGUAAUUUCAUAUGAAAAGCGUCAAGAUCAAAAAAUUUGGUACACUAUCAAAGUAGAAUCCAAAGAAACCAAGGCUUACCUAAUUGGAAGAAGAUAUGAAGAUUUCGCUCACUUUUCUCAAAAAUUACAUGAUCACUUUAGCAAAGUUCGUGCUGGAUCACGCUUGCCACCUAAAAUCAAAAACCGAUUGAAUAUCUUACCUACGAGUAAACAACAGCAUGCUCAACGUGCAGACGAGCUAAACCAAUUUCUGUCCAUGCUGUUCCAAAAGCAGCUCACUUCGAUAACUGGAUCUUAUUUGGUGCUUGAAUUCUUUGGUAUACAGAAAUCAGAUUUAGUAGCCUAUGAAAGAAAGUUUGAGGAGAUCUGCAAACAAAUGACAAAUGAACAUGUGCCUCCCACGCCACAACCUUCUCAGUCUCAAAGGCCAUUUGAUUCUAAAUGGAAACGACUUCGUUGUACAUCUUUUUUAGCUAAAUCACCACCUUCGACAACCAAUUUGUCUUCUUUAUGCAGUCAAGCAGCCAACAAAAUCAUGCCUUCUUGGCACCGUAAUCACAGUACUCCUCAACCUUCUUUCUCAACGCCUGUGGUUCUUGACGUUUCAUCUAAAUCCAUGCCGAAUGGUUAUCGUCCAGCCAGAGCACCACUCAAGAAGAGCAAAUCCAGUCUUUGCAUUAUCACAGAAAGUCAGGAACAAUUACCACCAUUGCCUGUCCACCCUCUAUCAGAAAAGUCACCUGUGAGCAGCAUUGCAUCUUCCCAUGUAAGCGUGAGCACACAUGCAACUACAGUUGAUUCGCCUAAGAGCACGAUCAAAGUCAAAGUGAUUUAUGAUGUGGACAAUAUCGUUGUGAUCCAAGUGCCUCGAUCCAUUACCCUCAGCGAUUUGCGCUCGCGUAUUCAACAAAAAUUUUCCGACCCUACUAUGGAAGGCUGUGUACAUCUCAAUGCAGUUGACUUACUCUACAGUGAUAGUAGCAGUAGUUGCUGCAGCAUAGCAUCUAACAAGACAACGGACAUGAAUGUACCGGUUAUUUUGAUCCGUAAAGAACAAGACUUGGCUCAAAUUAUGCAGACAAAAUGGAACAGACUGGAAAAAGUUACUCUGCGCUGCAUUAUGUAAACACAUAUCACUUUCCCUCACUCUCUUUUUUUUCUUCUCUCCUUAACAAAAUGUUCAUAUUUGUGUAAAUAGCACUACAAAAUUCCAUCCUUUUUUUUCCUUUUUACUGGUUAAAUAGUUCUUCAUUCCUUUCUUUUUUUUUAUAAUAUAACUUUAAGCCUUUUAAACGAAUAGUAAAUAAUAAUAAUAAUAAUAAAAACUUUCUCCUUAAACAAA
Messenger RNA from Gilbertella persicaria, 1506 nucleotides. RefSeq lists its product as uncharacterized. The transcript has a single exon. The record is from RefSeq and is a predicted model, not a curated record. NCBI's taxonomy places the organism in Eukaryota, Fungi, Mucoromycota, Mucoromycetes, Mucorales, Choanephoraceae. The coding region runs from base 94 to 1290 and encodes 398 amino acids. Gene Ontology annotation, molecular function: phosphatidylinositol binding.